This is a messenger RNA of Arachis duranensis, 2586 nucleotides long. RefSeq names its product golgin candidate 1. Bases 262 to 2397 code for a protein of 711 amino acids. The record is from RefSeq and is a predicted model, not a curated record. Gene Ontology annotation, cellular component: Golgi cisterna; Golgi membrane. The transcript has 20 exons. NCBI's taxonomy places the organism in Eukaryota, Viridiplantae, Streptophyta, Magnoliopsida, Fabales, Fabaceae. Gene Ontology annotation, biological process: retrograde transport, vesicle recycling within Golgi; Golgi organization.
GUACCCAUACACCCAACCUCGAGAAAGUAGCGGUUUUCUAAUUUCUCGCGCGAUUCUGAAUUCUGCAAGAACAGAGAGAAAGAGAAAGAGAAAGAGAUCAGUUUCAGUGCUUUCAAUUCUCGCUUUGGUUUUGAAGAUUAAGCUACCUUAAACGACGUCGUUUCGGUGAUGGAAGCUCAAUUACCGGAUCUCUGAAUAAACAACAAGAAGAAGAAGAACCAUUCGAACUGCACUCGAAUCUAAGCAUAUUCAUUCCCUGCAAUGGCGUCGUGGCUCAAAGCAGCUGAAGAUUUAUUCGAACAUGUAGAUCGAAGAGCAAAGCUGGUUGUCAGUGACUUAGCUGAAGAACAACCAGACUCUAAGCCUCCAGCUUCCAAUGGGCAAGGAUCUAAAGGCAACAGGACCAAAAAAGUCAAGGCUCAUAAGAGACUAUCCACGCCAGCAACUGUAACGAGUGAUGCCACUGCAGAGAAAAGUGAAACUCUAGCUGCAGCAGUGGAUGCAACAACUCAGAGGGACAAUGUUGAACUUGUAGCUGAAAAUGAUCGGAGUACCCCCAUAUCUGCAGACCAACCGAACAAGGAGCAACCUGUGGAUUCAACGUCUCCCUUGUCCGACACUUCAUUAUCACAAAAGCCAACUGAUGAUGUUGGUAAACAUGCCACAGAUGAUGUGAAAGUUUUAGCAGCUGAAACUGUUUCUGAAGUUGCCACUGUAUCUACAAAUGGUGAGCCUGUCAAAGAGAAUGCUUAUGAGGAGGAUCCUCCCCAAACUUCCAAAGGAAUUGAAGCCCCAAGUGAUGAACUCACUAAUGUUGGCCAAACUAACAAGCCUAGGGAUCUGGAUGCAAAUCAAAAUGUGAAUCAAGAGAGAUCAGAAUCUGUGGGUGCUGAUAUUAUUCCUAAUAAUGAUGAUGAACCUAAAGAUGGUGAUGUAAAGAAUGAAUCAGUUCCGAAUAGAAAGAAUGAUCAGCAUCAUAAAACCGAGAUCUCCCCACAGAAAGUACAAGAUCAACUUGAAGAGGCUCAAGGGUUGCUUAAAACAACAAAAUCAACUGGUGGGUCCAAAGAGGCAAGGUUAGCUCGGGUCUGUGCUGGAUUAUCAACUCGCCUUCAAGAAUACAAAUCUGAAAAUGCACAACUAGAGGAACUUCUCACUGCAGAGAGAGCGCUGAGUAAAUCAUAUGAAGCUAACAUAAAACAGCUACAGAAGGAUUUGUCUGAAAGUAAAAGGGAAGUAACAAGAGUUGAAUCAAAUAUGGUUGAGGCCUUGGCAGCCAAAAAUGCUGAAAUUGAGGCACUUCUAAGUUCCAUGGAUGCACUUAAGAGGCAGGCUGCACAAUCUGAAGGAAAUCUAGCUUCCAUUCAGGUAAACAUGGAAUCUAUGAUGAGAAAUCGAGAGUUAACAGAAACAAGGAUGAUGCAGGCUCUAAGAGAGGAGCUAGCAUCUGCAGAACGAAGAGCAGAAGAGGAACGUGCAGCGCAUAAUGCUACCAAAAUGGCUGCUAUGGAAAGAGAAGUAGACUUGGAGCAACGAGCCAUUGAGUCAUCUACAGCACUUGCAAGGAUACAGAGAAUAGCAGAUGAGAGGACAGCAAAGGCCACUGAACUUGAGCAGAAGGUGGCACUUCUUGAGGUAGAAUGUUCAUCUUUAAAUCAAGAGCUUCAAGAUAUGGAAGCCCGGCUGCGUCGUGAACAAAAAAAGUCACCAGAAGAAGCAAAUCAAGUUAUUCAGAUGCAGGCACGGCAGGAAGAACUGGAGCGUGCACGUCAGGGUCAGAGGGAAGCUGAAAAUAAGCUAUCUUCCUUGGAGGCUGAAUUUCAGAAGAUGAGAGUUGAAAUGGCUGCCAUGAAGAGGGAUGCUGAGCAUUACUCACGUCAGGAGCACAUGGAGUUAGAGAAACGUUAUCGGGAACUGACUGACCUCCUGUACUACAAACAAACACAAUUAGAAACCAUGGUUAGUGAAAAAGCUGCAACGGAGUUUCAAUUGGAGAAGGAAAUUAAGCGUCUUCAAGAAGCACAGGCAGAAGCUGAACGAAGUAGGGUUUCUCGUCGAGCGUCAACAUCUUGGGAAGAUGAGACUGAAAUAAAAUCCCUUGAGGCUCUUCCUGUGCAUCACCGUCAUCUGGUUGGUGCAAGUAUUCAGUUGCAAAAGGCAGUGAAAUUGUUAGAUUCGGGAGCUGUCAGGGCAACAAGAUUUCUCUGGCGUUAUCCCACAGCUCGAGUUAUUCUUUUUUUCUAUUUGGUAUUUGUACAUCUCUUCUUGAUGUAUCUCUUACACCGCCUUCAGGUAAAUAUAUUCAGCCGUUGCACCGCAAAGAUGACAAUUAUUAGUGCGCAACUGUGCAUUUUAUUCUGUUUUUGUAGAAUUGAUUCUACUGUAGAAUUAUUAUAAUAGAAACUAAAUUCUAGAUGCCACAAUUGGUUUUACCAAGUUAACCAGACAUUAAUCUCAGAAUCGAUUUUCGGACCCCAAAAUUGAUUCUUCCACCUCCCACCGAGUUUGUGAUAUGCAGUCACGUUAAUGAUUUUGGAUACUGAACUGCUAUCAAGUAUUGCCGACUGCAGCCUCACCUUUUGCCCC